Molecule: messenger RNA, 1194 nt
Organism: Toxoplasma gondii ME49
Lineage: Eukaryota; Apicomplexa; Conoidasida; Eucoccidiorida; Sarcocystidae
Exons: 3
Coding region: 1-1194 (397 amino acids)
Source: RefSeq, a predicted model, not a curated record
AUGCUGAAACGGGCGGUCUUCGGGAUCUCGCUUCCUCCGACCGAGCGGCGGCGCUCGAAGCUGGAACAACAGAAGGCGGGGAAGGCGGGACUGAAACCUUUGCGUAAGAAGCGUUUCCAGGGUCGGCAACGUCUUGAGGAGCGGGAGAGCGAUGGGUCUUCUGAGGACGAGGAGUACUUGUCGCGAGGACAGUUUUCCGGAAAAGAGGAGCUUCCGUCGUCUUCAGACCGGGAAGAGGACUCGAUUGAGGAGAGUGAAGAAGAGGCUCUCGAUUCGAGGGCCAAGCUCGCCCUCAUCAAGAAGGCGGCUGCUCUCUACGCCACAGAUCCGCACUCGUUCUUUCAAUCCAUGAAACGCCACGAUGCGGACCUGACGCAGUUUCAGAACGAGCAACGAAAGGGUAGCAGGGGAGAGAGCACGGCCAGUGGGAAGCGAGGACCUGCCGAAGGAAAACCAGCACGAGGGAGAAAGAACGAGCUCCAAAGCGAGAGAGACGAUCACAGCGCCGCGGAGACUAGCAUGUCUGACGACAGCGACGAUGAGUUCGCUCUCUACGACGCUUCUUCGUCAGACGAUCCCGAUGGCCAAGACCCCGAGGAAGACCGCGAAGAAGAGUCACAGGAACAGAACUUCAGAGGUCACUUCCAGUGCAAACUAUGUCCCAAGAAAAUCUUCAUUUUCGAGGCCGACCUUGAGCGACACCUCCAGUCCAAAAAACAUCUUCGGCGAGAAGCAGAGUGGGAGAAGGAACACGGCGUACCACAGGAACAGGAAGAAGAGUCUAAGGAGAGGGCGUCCGCGUCUUCGUCAACGAAGGAGAGAAGGAAGAAGGGAAUCAAGUCGGUGGAGGAGAGCGAUUCUGGCCCUUCUCCGUCAUCGAGGAGAAGUCAGAAGAAAGGAAGUCGCUCUCAGGGAGAUGAGUUCCCCACGCAAACCGAGGCGCCCAACGACGAGUCGCGAAGCAGAAAACACAAGAAAGCAGAAGGCCGAGACUCUCCGAAAGGCGAAGGCAGAGAGCAAGGUGAAGGUGUGACAAAGACCAGUCGCAGGAAGAAGAGACAGCGAAGAAGGACAGUUCCCGUCGAUGAGGAGGAGAUUCAGAAAAGGAAAGAGAAGUUUCAACGCAAGAAAGCGCGAAGACUGGCACGGAAGAACGGCCUUGCGGCGACCCCGGCGGCGGCGACCCCCCAAUGA